Molecule: messenger RNA, 1626 nt
Organism: Portunus trituberculatus (swimming crab)
Lineage: Eukaryota; Metazoa; Arthropoda; Malacostraca; Decapoda; Portunidae
Product: TNF receptor-associated factor 3-like
Exons: 6
Coding region: 233-1228 (331 amino acids)
Molecular function (GO): protein binding
Source: RefSeq, a predicted model, not a curated record
CUCAGCGCUAAAAGUCAAAAAAAAAGUCUCACAUCUGAGGUGCCAGCGUUUCAGGCCAUCACUGUGUCGGCUGACACGGCCUCGCACACUGACUGGUGCUCGUGCCGCGCCUCACGUCGACGUCUGCCCACCGCUGGGUGAGCAAAAAGCGUCCAGGGGAGCAAUCAGGUAUUACCUUACGUGGAGCUCGCGUGCGCCGCCUUGCAAUAACAACACAUAGCCCUCCAUCGUAAUGUGGACGACGCGCCUGUAUGUGGUGGCUGCGUGUGCUGUUGCAUGCUGCUCCGCCCAGGACGGCAUCCAUUCCAUGCUCAACCAGCUCGCACAGAAUUCAGGAUCAGAUGUUCAGUCCCUCUCCUCGUGCAUGAUCUCCACCCGGGACCUCAUCUCCACCGCCCAGAGCACCGCCACCAGGGUCCUGCAGGGCGUGUGCAACCCUCGCGAGCUCAACAACCGGUUCGUGACUCUGGAGAGGCAGGUAGCGAGCCAGUUCAACGUGCUCAAGACAAUGGUGUUGAAUAUUGAGAACCAGCUGAGGGGGCAAGACCAGAUGAUCAGGAAGAACCACGGCAAGCUGCGAAAAGAACUGAGAGCUCUUGGCGGGUCUGGCGAUUCCUCAAGCAGGCCAGCCACGGCAGAGUCGAGAGCCAGCUACCGCCCGGAAGAGAACAUAGCAGACACUGAGUAUGGAGAUGAUUACGAGGGGCAGGAAGGCGAGGCUGAGAGUCCACGCGACCCAGAGAUCUAUCGUUUCAACUCCACCAUGCACCAAGAGAACGGGGAGCAAGUGUUCACGUACUACUGGAUGAUCAGGGACAUCACGUAUAAGAUGGAGAACUGGGGCAGAAAUCGCUCCCUCCGUUCCAGCAGCUUCUAUAUCUUCCAAGGCGGCUACCGAAUGUACCUGAGGAUCUUCCCUAACCAGCAAGGAGAAAACUUCUACGUCCGCGUGGGUGUGACACAAGGUGAAUAUGACAACAGCCUGGAUUGGCCGUUCAGACUGAAGCAUCAGGUGAGGAUUCUGGAUCAUAGCAGCCCCCCUGAGGACUUGGUGAGCCGCCUGUGGGACCCGAGGCAGCUUUGUUCCGAGUGGCACUGGCGCCUACCAGACUCAGGCGACAACUACGAGUGUGUUGGUCUCGGCUUCACCAAGGAGACGCUGCUUUCCAGGAACUACAUAAUCAACGAUGCUGUGGUGAUCAAGCUGACUGUGCUGCUCAGCCUCUAAGGGACAUGAGCACAGCGGUUUUCAGAAGGGAGACAAAGAGAAAAGAAGAGAUAACAUUAAUAUAAUAAGCUUUUUAUCCGAGUUUUAGACUAGUUUAGGUUAGAUUAGGUUCAGAAUAAUGUAUUUCUUUAAUAUAGUUAGUUCCUUUAUUGCGUAAAUAACGAUUUCAAAGAGGUAUCAUAUUUUACUCAAAUAGUAAGUGUUGAAAUUAGUAAGCUAAGGUUACUUUCAUAAGGAAGGCGACGAGGAAGGAGGUCUGAAUAUUUGAGAGAUUUACUUGCCUGGUGGGGUGAAAGACGAGCGGAGAAACACAAACAUGAGAGGGAAGAAAUGGCGUAGUGUGGAAUGUGAUGCUUCAUAAAGCCAAGAUAAGGAGAUUAAGUACAGGAAAGAGAGAG